GUGCGGUGCGCGACGGGGGCGGGCGGGGGGCGGCGUCCUGGCCAUGGCCGGCCUGUCGGACCUGGAACUGCGGCGGGAGCUGCAGGCCCUGGGCUUCCAGCCAGGACCCAUCACCGACACCACCCGGGAUGUCUACCGCAAUAAGCUGCGCCGCUUGCGGGGCGAGGCCCGGCUGCGCGACGAGGAGCGGCUGCGGGAGGAGGCCCGGCCGCGGGGCGAGGAGCGGCCGCGGGAAGAGGCCCGGCUGCGGGAAGAGGCCCGGCUGCGGGAAGAGACCAGGCUACGCGAGGAUGGGCCGCUGCGCGCCCGGCCCGCCACGGCCUCUCUGCGGGCGGAGCCCUGGCUCUCCCAGCCGACCUCCGGCUCGGCCUACGCGACUCCUGGGGCCUACGGCGAUAUCCGGCCCUCCGCGGCUUCCUGGGUAGGGAGCCGCGGCCUCGCCUAUCCUGCCCGCCCGGCGCAGCUCAGGCGCCGCGCCUCGGUCCGGGGCAGCUCCGAGGAGGACGAGGACGCCCGGACGCCCGACAGGGCCGCGCAGGGCCCGGGUCUCGCGGCCCGCCGCUGGUGGGCAGCGUCUCCCGCCCCGGCGCGGCUGCCUUCCGCCCUCCUCGGCCCCGACCCGCGCCCGGGCCUGAGGGCUACUCGAGCGGGCCCUGCUGGCGCGGCGCGGGCCCGGCCCGAGGUGGGGCGCCGGCUGGAGCGCUGGCUGUCUCGGCUGCUGCUCUGGGCCAGCCUGGGGCUGCUGCUCGUCUUUCUGGGCAUCCUCUGGGUGAAGAUGGGCAAGCCCUCGGCGCCGCAGGAGGCGGAGGACAACAUGAAGUUAUUGCCAGUGGACUGUGAGAGAAAAACAGAUGAGUUCUGUCAGGCCAAGCAGAAGGCAGCCUUGCUGGAGCUGCUGCACGAACUCUACAACUUCCUGGCCAUCCAAGCCGGUAAUUUUGAGUGUGGAAAUCCAGAGAAGCUAAAAAGCAAAUGCAUUCCUGUUAUGGAAGCCCAGGAAUAUAUAGCCAAUGUGACCAGCAGCUCCUCCGCCAAGUUUGAAGCUGCACUGACCUGGAUACUGAGCAGUAACAAGGACGUGGGCAUCUGGUUGAAAGGAGAAGACCAGUCUGAAUUGGUGACGACCGUGGACAAGGUGGUCUGCCUGGAAUCUGCCCGUCCCCGCAUGGGUGUCGGCUGCCGCCUGAGCCGCGCCCUGCUCACUGCUGUUACCAAUGUGCUCAUCUUCUUCUGGUGCUUGGCUUUUUUGUGGGGACUCCUGAUUCUCCUGAAAUAUCGGUGGCGGAAGUUGGAAGAAGAGGAACAGGCCAUGUAUGAGAUGGUGAAGAAGAUUAUAGACGUGGUCCAGGACCAUUAUGUGGACUGGGAGCAGGACAUGGAGCGCUACCCAUAUGUAGGCAUCCUGCAUGUGCGUGACACCUUGAUCCCUCCACAGAGCCGGAGGCGCAUGAAGCGUGUCUGGGAUCGAGCUGUGGAGUUCCUGGCCUCCAAUGAAUCCCGGAUCCAGACGGAGUCCCACCGCGUGGCCGGAGAGGACAUGUUGGUGUGGAGAUGGACUAAGCCCUCUUCCUUCUCCGACUCAGAACGAUAAGCCCGGGCAGGGACUUGUUCCCGGUCAGCCUGUCCCAGGACAGUCCACUCCAGGGAUGCGAGAGGGUCACCAGGCCUGCUGGUGCUGAAUUCACACUUGCCUUGACUUUCGGCCUCGUCCUGACACGAUUCCAAAGGUCUGCUAGACUCUUAAAGGAACUUGGCUUGCUGGGAAAAUGUGGGCUUCCUUUAAAGGGAGGGGAAAAGCCAGGGUGAUGGCCCAGACUCUGCCCUGUUUUGCUGGCAGAAGAGGGGAGAAGGGUUUGCUUUUGGUGAACAGAAAACAAGCAGCAGCUGACAGGCCCAGCAGACAAGCGUGGGGCUGGUGGGCUGGGGCGUGGCCAUGCCUGGCUUGUCGCCUGGGAGGCAGACAGGGAUGGCAGUUUGGGUGGCAGGGGAUGGGGAGCAGCUUGGUCCAUGUGCCUUCAGGGGAUGUUAUCUGGGAGCUCAAGGGUGAGGGGAGAAAGCCUGUGCGCUGGCCGGCCUCUUCAUCCUGAAGGGGAAGGUGCUAGAAAUUACAACAGUGACUGUAGGGGUACCACCUAGAAACACCGCGCCCUGACACAGGGCCCUCGGGUCAGGAGGAGUGAGCAGCUGGUGCAGCCUCCUGGGAGGAGCCCUUAGUGUGGACGGGCCGAGAGCCGAGAGGAGGGCCGGGUAGCCGUGCAGCUGCGGUCUCCAGGGCAGCCCCAGGGUGGGCGCGCCUCAGUGUUGCUUCUCACAGAAGCUGCGACUCUAGACCAGGUCUGCAACCAGAACUCCGAUUCAGGGAGCUUGGGAGCCCUGCGUCAGGGCCGAGAGCCCCACGUGCUGUGUGCGAAGAUCGCCUUGCUUUACUGUGACCACAGCCCCCACGCGGGGCUGCUUAACCAGAACUUCAGCAGCGCAGCUGGCAUUUCUGUUACCCCAGCCGCAGCUCCUGGAUCGGGCUAGGCGCGGUGGCGGCAGGCUGCCCCCUGCCGGCCACACGGGAGCAGCGCCCGCACCGCCGCCCACCGGCCCUCCCGCCUCUCCUCAGCCCGCUCCCCGGGAGGCAGGCUCCAGAAACACCCCGGCGGGGGGCCUUAGUUAAGUGCGAGAGGCCUCUCCAGCGAGUCUCUUCCCCGUGUGUCGUCAUCUGCAGGAAGCAGGAGAGGGGGAGCAAACAAGAGAUGCCACAGCUGCCUCCAGAAACAUUAAACCACCCCCUCUCUGGUCGUAUUGGUAUUUUUUGUUUCCUUAAUAAAGCGCCAGUCUCCCUCAUUUGAGCAAUACUCUCUCAUUUCCUCUGAUGUCUGGAUGAUCGGCAGGGCUGGAAUCUGAGCGCUGGCCCCGUGGUGAGGCCAUGUUCUCAUAAUCAGGCUCCAGCCAGAAAAAUAAGAAACACCGCAACAGGCUUCAGUAUCAGGGUUGAAACUGCUGGAUGAAUAAACUAUUUAUUAAAAAUGGA
Molecule: messenger RNA, 3019 nt
Organism: Saimiri boliviensis boliviensis (Bolivian squirrel monkey)
Lineage: Eukaryota; Metazoa; Chordata; Mammalia; Primates; Cebidae
Gene: LEMD2
Product: LEM domain nuclear envelope protein 2
Biological process (GO): nuclear envelope organization; negative regulation of BMP signaling pathway
Molecular function (GO): chromatin DNA binding
Source: RefSeq, a predicted model, not a curated record